CUGCUCUUUCUUUCAGGCAGCGGAAAAGUGCUCCAAACCAAUCGCCAAGCCAUUCUGAUGCUGGUCCGAAGCAGGCCCCAGGGCUAAUGAAGAUGAAGUGAUAUUCCGGCCAGCUGGAACUGUGUUCGAGCCGAAAUUAAACAGAAUAUAAAUCGCUGGAAAAAUGGCAGCGAUUUGUCAGCAUCUGUCGAGCAGAACAAAUGCAAAGUAGUUAACUAGCCAAAGGGAAAACUACAGCGGCCCCAGCGGAAUAGGCCGUCAAGAAAAAAGAAAUACGUACAAGCGAUUUUAGUUUCGUUUUUGUUGUUCGUUGCGGCAAUUUCACGCAUCGCGGCGGGAUGAUGGCAGGCGCUAAUCAGGCCGCUCCCAGCCACGCCCCACAGUUAUUGCGGCAACACAUUUUCAAAUAGGUUCAAAACACCCUGCCACCCAACCCCCCGCCCAAGGAAAAAAUACUCAGAGAGAUAGAGCGUGGGAGGGCGCACAAGUGAAAUAUUAUGGCCACUUUUCAAAUGGAAAUGCGCCAGCAGAAGGAGAGGCAGCAGCAGCAGAAGCAACGAACGAAUUUAAAGCAACGAGAAACGGCAACAUCUGCAACAGCAACGCUUGCCACAUCCACAGCCAGGAGACAACGACAAGAACGAGAUCAACAGCACUCGGACCCACCAGAAAUCAGCACAGAUUGCACCAGGCUUUGGCCAGGCAGCUGCAACAGCAGCAGCAGCACAGCCAGGGACAGUGGUUGCGGUAGUGGCACUGGCAGGGGAAACACCAAUCCACUCAUCAGCAACAUCUCCACCAACAACAGCCACCACAACAACAGCAGCAGCAGCAGCAGCAGCAACAGGAGACACUUCGUGGACUGCAGAGGCCGUCAAAGGUCGCUGAUAAUGCUCAGCAUGCUCUUUGUUAUCAUCGCUCUGCUAUCUGUAAAUGAAGUAUUCGCCGCACAGCGUGACUCAUACAAAUCGAAGGAUAUGAGCAGCAGUAAUAAUGCCAUUCCCAAUGGUGGAGCAGCUGGAGCAGCUGGAGCAGGAGAGGGCUCUCAGUCGCCAGGAGGUCCCAAUGGUGUCGCCGGAAGCGGAAGUAUGAGCAGCAAUGGCAACAAUGCCAACGGAAAUAACAAAAAUGGCCAUGCAGCUGGUGCAGGAGCAGGAGCAGGAGCAGGAGCAGGCGCAGGCCUAUCGCCAGCCUCCGAGUUGUCCGGCUCAAUGACAACCGAUGCCAGCAGAGGUGCCAGCUCCAGCUCUAGCUCUGGAUCUGGCUCCGGCUCUACGACCAUCACUGGCAUUCCUAGCAGUAGCUUGCACAAGGCCAGCAGCAGCAGCAGCAGCAACACAAUUGCCUCACAAUCGGGAGCCUCAUCCGCAACAUCCGGCAUCCAUCGCAACAGCAUCGACCUGAUGGAGGAGGCACGCAAUGCGGGACCCUACUUCGACAAGGCCGUCUCCAAGAAUGUCACAGCCCUGCUGGGCAAAACGGCCUAUUUGAAUUGUCGCGUCAAGAAUCUGGGCAACAAAACGAUGUUGCUUCAGGUGUCCUGGGUGCGACAUCGGGACAUACACCUGCUGACUGUGGGCCGUUACACGUAUACGUCGGAUCAGCGCUUUCGGGCCAUACAUCAACCGCAAACCGAAGACUGGAUGCUGCAAAUCAAAUAUCCGCAACAUCGCGACUCUGGCAUCUACGAGUGCCAGGUAUCGACCACACCGCACAUGAGUCACUACAUUCACCUGAAUGUCGUUGAACCCUCGACGGAAAUAAUCGGCGCACCCGACCUGUAUAUAGAGAGUGGCUCGACUAUAAAUCUCACCUGUGUCAUACUCAACUCACCGGAGCCGCCGGCCUAUAUCUUCUGGAAUCAUAAUAAUGCAGAUUUCCAUUCUCAUCCGCAGAUUAUCAACUACGAUUCGCCGCGCGGCGGCGUUUCGGUUGUGACCAAUAAGGGCGAGACGACCACAUCAUUUCUUUUGAUUAAAUCGGCGCGUCCAUCGGACUCGGGGCAUUAUCAGUGUAAUCCAUCAAAUGCAAAGCCCCGCAGCGUCACGGUACAUGUGCUCAAUGGGGAGUUCCCAGCAGCAAUGCAGCACGCGGCACCAGCGCUUCCUCGCCACUCGCUCACUCGAUAUCUCUGUGUGUACCUGUGUGUGUGCUUCUGCACCUGGGCGCUUGUCGGACGCUCCACACGCUCCUCGCUGCGGCAGCUCGUCGCGCCUCCCGUCGGCCAAAGCGUGUCCGAACCGUGUCCGGCUGUGGGCAUGGAAAUGGUGGCAUGCGACAGCUUCUCGAGUGCAUUUUGAGUCUCUGCUG
This is a messenger RNA of Drosophila obscura, 2310 nucleotides long. RefSeq lists its product as uncharacterized. Lineage: Eukaryota; Metazoa; Arthropoda; Insecta; Diptera; Drosophilidae. Gene Ontology annotation, biological process: synapse organization. Gene Ontology annotation, cellular component: neuron projection membrane. The coding region runs from base 498 to 2300 and encodes 600 amino acids. The record is from RefSeq and is a predicted model, not a curated record. The transcript has 6 exons.